AUGGCACCAAGUCUUCUGUCGAGCUUCUCCGCGGUCAUUCUCGCAACCACAUUGGCUACCGCGCCUACUGAGGCCGCGUCAACCAACAGCAGCGCCUCGCACGCACCGUUCGGAACUAUCACGUCCAAGCCUGGCGAGUGCGUUGUCGGCAACCCCAACACGUAUAUCUCCGCUGAAGACCUUACGUGGAUCUGGAACAACCGAAUGAAGAGCGACGUGGAGCCAUACAACAACUGGAUCAUGGACCACCUCGUCAAGAACAAAGGUUCCAUCAAUUACUGCAUCCGCUGGGACAGUAACAAGAAAUUGACCAAGGAAAUUGCGGCCAAGCUCCAGCCCAUGUUGACCCGCCAGCACGCUGCGUGGAACCGCUGGCUUAUCGGGUAUGACUGCUGGCCGUACAACGAGAUCAAGGUCAACGUCGUGGGUAUUGCCGUCAAGGACAAGUCUGUGCUGGGUUGGAAUGACGACUCGCUCGGUAAGGUUUACGUCGGUGACCUGGACGAUAAGGGUUCUCCGCAGUGCCCCGAGAACUGCUAUCGUGGUGCUGAUAGCUACUCUGGCAAGUGGUCGGAGUCGAGUGGAUGUGAUGGCAAGCCAUUCGAUGUCUCCCUGUGGCCGACGCAGGGUCUUGGUGGUGGCUGGGGAACGUACUGGGGCCAGCAGGUGGACCUCGACAACAUGCUCGAGCACCUUGACGACGAGGAACUAGAAAUUGUGUCUCACGAAAUGGGCCACGGCUUCGCUCUCCCCGAUUUCUACCAAGAGGCUAAGCCAGCCAAUUUCAAGCCGUGUCUCAUGGACGCGACUACUUCGUCAACGGUGAGAGACACGGACGGCUGGCUGCUGCGUCGAGUGCUGGAGUACAAGAAGCGCAACUACAAUUUCUGAGUUUCAACUGUAGGAGUUCUACACUUAUACAUGUAUGAACGGAUGAGUGUUUGAAAAUCGCACCAGAUCACCCUCGUACUUCGAGUAGAUUCAACGCGUGGAUACUUGUAUCCUCGAUAGUGUCGUAGCUAAAGAAAUUUAAAU
Phytophthora nicotianae INRA-310 is the source of this 1035-nucleotide messenger RNA. RefSeq lists its product as hypothetical. The record is from RefSeq and is a predicted model, not a curated record. The transcript is spliced from 2 exons. The coding region runs from base 1 to 891 and encodes 296 amino acids. NCBI's taxonomy places the organism in Eukaryota, Oomycota, Peronosporomycetes, Peronosporales, Peronosporaceae.